Salvia miltiorrhiza (redroot sage) is the source of this 1524-nucleotide messenger RNA. RefSeq lists its product as uncharacterized. The coding region runs from base 166 to 1428 and encodes 420 amino acids. The transcript is spliced from 4 exons. The record is from RefSeq and is a predicted model, not a curated record. NCBI's taxonomy places the organism in Eukaryota, Viridiplantae, Streptophyta, Magnoliopsida, Lamiales, Lamiaceae.
GUAGAUAUUUUAAUUUGAUAUACAUAUAUAAAUAUUUCCUUUGGUAAUACGCGCGCAAUAAAUCUAUCUGUCUCUGCGCGUUCACUUUCACUCUAUGUUUACUUUCUUUCACACUUUCUAUAGCAUCGCCACCUUGUACCUUGGCAGACACCCGCUUGUACUUUCAUGGCGUCGCCCGAGGCCUCCCUCUUGCUCCACCCCGAAACCGAGCUCGACCAAUCCCUAACCACUCUGGAAAAAUUCCUCGGCCUCCUGGGCUUCUGCCAGCAUACUCUCCUCCGUGCCACGCUCUCGUGGCUAGCCUUCUUCCUCCUCGCCGUCGCUCUUCCGCUCGCCGAGAUCGAGCUCUCCAGAUGUUCCGCGUGCGAGAAGCUAGAGAUCGAGACCUUCGAGCUCGAAAUUCUCGUCUCGCGAGCGGUGGUCGCCGCCGUUUCUCUUCUCUGUGUGUCGCGGAAUCUGCGCAAGUACGGAAUCCGAAAGGCGCUCUUCGUCGACCGAUGCCAUGGCCGCAUGACGCAGUUUCGGAAACACUAUAUUCAAAGAAUUCGUGUAUUUUACUGCUUAUUAGGUUCAUGGUUUGGGGUGUGCUUUGUAUUGAAGGCCGGUCGCGAGGUUGCUCGUCUGAUGUAUCUGCACAAUGGUUCUUGGUGGCUGUCUAUUAUCUUGUUCUUAGUUUGCUUGUUAUCUUGGUCGUAUUUGACACUGCUAUUUCUAUCUGGAUGUGCUUUGUUUAAUUUGGCGGGGAAUUUGCAAAUAAUACACUUCGAAAACUAUGGGAAAGUUCUUGAGAAAGAUUUGGAUGUUUCUCUCUACAUCGAGGAGCACAUGACUCUAACCUUCGAUUUAUCAAAGAUAAGUCACAGGUUCCGAAUCUUUCUUCUUCUGGAGUUCUUGAUUGUCACAGCAAGUCAGUUUGUCACAUUAUUGCAGGCAACAGAAAAUCAGGGCAUCAUCAAUCUCAUCAAUGGAGGUGAUUUUGCAGUCCUAUCGAUUGUUCAAUUAGUUGGAAUCCUUCUCUGUCUGAGUGCAGCAGCUAAGAUUUCUCACAGAGCCCAGAGUCUUGGCUCAGUUGCUAGCAGAUGGCAUGCAUUAGUUACUUGCAAUUCGAAUGAUGGUUUGGGUUCUGGAAAUGUCGACAAUGGUGGAAAUGCUGAAGCCCAUCCUUCUGGUUCAUUAUCUUUUAAUUGUUCAGAAAGUGAUUUGGAAUCUGCUGAUUACAUGCCUCUGCCGACAAAUAUACACCCCACCCCUUCUAACUCUUCAUAUCAAAGGAGACAAGCUUUUGUUACAUACGUGCAAUCCAACACGGGUGGAUUCACAAUCUUCGGAUGGAUCGUGGAUCGUAUGCUGAUCAAUACAAUCUUCUUCAUUGAGCUAUCCCUCGUCUUCUUCGUUCUCGGCAAGACCAUCACUGUCACAGUCAGAUAAACAUUUCCAAUAUCUGAAACCCCCCUUUUAUUACAUGGGGUAACUUAGAAGUUACAACAGUUGACAUUAGAUGAAUAUGAAAUUUUUAGUUGAUAA